GUCCUGCGAGGCAGCACUGCGGGAGCUCCUGAGACGGCGGACGCGCGUGAUGGAGGCUCGCCCGGCCCUCCGGGAUCGGGAACUCAGAACUCUCCGCGGACAGCUUGGAGCACCGCAUCGGCACGUGGAAGGGCACCAGGAGGUCCAGCACGAGAUGGCCGCGCAGUACAAGCAGGAGCUGAAGAGACCGCAUGGAGAACUGGGCAGACUGAAGAGAAGCUAUGAAAAGCUACAGAAAAGGCGCAUCAAAAAUCACAGGGACAAUCGGUCUGAAAUUGAAAGGUUAACUGGAAAAAUAGAGGAAUUUCGUCAGAAAUCACUGGACUGGGAGAAGCAGCGCUUGAGUUAUCAGCAACAGGUGUCUUCUCUGGAGGCACAAAGGAAGGCUCUGGCUGAACGAUCAGAGAUAAUUCGGGCUCAGCCUGCCGAUCGGAAACAGAAAUUAGAGCCCGUGGAACUGUCAAGACAGUCAGAAAUUCAGCAUCUGAGCAGUAGGCUGGAGCGAGCCCGGGACGCUGUCUGUGCCGGUGAGCUGGAGAUGGAGCGCCUCACCACGAGGGUCAGUGACUUGCUUGGAACUAGUAUGACUGUUAUGCAAGAACAGCGGCAAAAAGAAGAAAAACUGAGGGAGUCUGAGAAACUUUUAGAGGUUUUGCAGGAAGAAAAAAGAAAAUUGAAGGCAGCUCUUCAGUCACAAGAAAAUUUCCACGAGGCAAGAAUGCAAAAGAAAAAGCUACCAGCAAAAUUAAAGGUGACUGACUCUCAGCACACAGUAGCGGCCAUCAGCUUGGAGUCUGUGAGCACAACAUGUAAACAGCUGAGCCAAGAACUAAUGGAAAAAUAUGAAGAAUUGAAGAAAAUGGAAGUAUAUAACAAUGAGUACAGGGCAGAGAUUAAGAAGCUGAAAGGGCAGAUUUUACAGGCUGAGCAAAGUCACGGUUCUGUACUAGAAGGGAUGAAGAUGGAAGUCUCCCAGCUAACUCGGGAGUUACACAAGCGAGAUAUCACGAUCGCUUCUGCCAAAAGUUCUUCCUCUGACACAGAAAAGAGACUCAAAGCAGAGAUACAAAAGGCAGAAGAAAAAGCAAAAGAGCGUAAGGAGGUUUUGGAUCAGAUGGAGUCACUCAAGCUAGAAAAUCAUCAUCUUUCUGAAACAGUGAUGAAAUUGGAAUUAGGUUUACAUGAGUUUAUGUCUUCGUGUCCCUGGCCUGUAUCUCCUCUUGGUUCAAUCGCUGCAAGAUUUUUGUAAGAGGAGGAACUGAGGUCUCAUCAUAUUCUAGAGCGCCUGGAUGCCCAUAUUGAGGAACUAAAAAGAGAGUGAAAAGACAG
Manis javanica (Malayan pangolin) is the source of this 1329-nucleotide messenger RNA. Its product is annotated as centrosomal protein of 63 kDa-like. Gene Ontology annotation, cellular component: centriole. The record is from RefSeq and is a predicted model, not a curated record. NCBI's taxonomy places the organism in Eukaryota, Metazoa, Chordata, Mammalia, Pholidota, Manidae. Gene Ontology annotation, biological process: centriole replication; de novo centriole assembly involved in multi-ciliated epithelial cell differentiation.